GCCGAAAGAUGGCAGCCUGCCUACACCUGUUUUUCCGCCAGAAGGAAGCUGCAGCCGCCAAAAUACGUGGCUUCCCUCUGGCAGAAAAAACCUGUGAAAAGUGGGUACUUUUUACAUUGCAAGGGCGGCAUAACAAGUGCACCACUGGCACACUCGUUACGUAAGUGCCGUGAGAAUGUUGCGCAGCACUUAUGUAAAAAUAGCGGCGCCCAUGUAUACAGGGCAUUGCCAUUAUUACGCCCUCAUCACUUGCUAGGGUUGCGAGGCGUGUGGGCGCUCUGUCCUGAGGCAACCCUAGCACGUGACAAGGGCGUCACAGAGGGCCCGUAUGUACCGGGCCAUAAUUUCACGCUGGUGUGGAGUAUAUUUCAAGGUAAAAUAUUCAGCUUACAGUUGAUUAAUGCCUUUCCUCAGAAAUAUACGCCCUCUUUAAAUCUUUUAUAGUACAAAUGCAACAAUGCAUUUUCAGGUGAAGUCUAGGCAGUAAGCAACACCAAGCCAUAGCCUUGUUUACUCCUGCUAUUGAUAUAAUCAUCAUCUUACCCUAUUUCCAAGGUUCUCAUGGCAAUAAAAUAAAUUUGACAAAGUUUACACAUUAAAGUGCAUUAUUUAAUUAUCUUUAAAAAAUUAAAAUUUAUUUUUAGGAUACUGAUGAAAUCCAAGUGAACUAUCCUGGGAUGUUUGAAAUAAUGGACGACCUGCAAGGUAUGGGAGAAAGUAAUUGCUCUUGGAAUAGAAAACCUAUGCUACACAGAGCAACCAUGCUGGCAGCAGCGGCAGUAUAUAGGGAAAUGUAUGGAAACAAAGAUGGAACAGUACCUGCAACUUUCCAAAUCUACUACAUGAUAGGUUGGAAAUUUCAUGAAUCUCAGGCAAGACCAGCACAAAGAGGAUCUGCAACUAUGUCAUUCGGUGAUUUGAGAAAAAUAAAUGAAUUUAUUCCAGGAGGGGGGAAACUUUAAAAUGUGUAUAAUGGUUGCAGGGAAAUUGGACUUCCCUUGUGGCUAUUCAGCAGGCAUCAGUUAAUCUGGGGAAAAACAUGUGGCUAUGUACUUUCCAAUAUACUUAUCUCAGUGCCUGGAAAAAAUGUAAUAUAUUACUAUUUCACUGGAUUUGCUUAUUUAUGUAAAUAUUACAAGAAUUGACGUGAUUUUUUUUUAUUGUGCAAAACUGAAUAAAAUGAUGGUACAGUGUG
This is a messenger RNA of Sceloporus undulatus (fence lizard), 1195 nucleotides long. Its product is annotated as arginine-hydroxylase NDUFAF5, mitochondrial-like. Gene Ontology annotation, cellular component: mitochondrion. The transcript is spliced from 4 exons. Gene Ontology annotation, biological process: mitochondrial respiratory chain complex I assembly. The record is from RefSeq and is a predicted model, not a curated record. Lineage: Eukaryota; Metazoa; Chordata; Lepidosauria; Squamata; Phrynosomatidae. Bases 678 to 962 code for a protein of 94 amino acids.